CUGCCAUACAAAGUUUAGCAACCAUUCAUUUCAUACAUAUUUCAGAUUAGUUUAAUCUAUGGUUAAAAAACAUCAGUCAUUAUUGUUAAGUACCUAAUAUCAUCUGUAGCGAUCCAUUGCUGUCAAAAAUGCGAUAUGAAUAAACUCGGGUUUGUUCUACAUUUUAUUGAAAUGUGUGAUAUUUCUGUUGGUCGAGAAUGUUGAGAUAUUAUGGGCCUUUUAUGUCACACUUGUGUGUCGGCGCACUAUUUACGUACGCUUAGUGCUGCGACAGUGCUUGUAGAAUGAUAACAAGUAACCUUUAACAUCCUUACAUGUGUUAUAACAAUGGGUAAUCAAAAUAGUUGCUGUUGUUACCGGAGCCCAUCGCCGAUCAGGAAGGACAUCGUUAAGCUCGAGGACUACUUGCCCGAGGGAGAGGUCAGCUCCAAUAACAUCCAACACAUUAGCGAGAGGGAGCCGGAUGAUGGUGAUAUUGAUCCUUCUCAGGACCCUGUGGCUGGCACCAUUUUCAUGGAACGAUCUAAGGCAUCAAUAGAAAAUGGCAUGACCAGAAAACGGAGUCAACAUCAAAUUGCCGAAAACAAGCUCAAGAAAAGCAGUUCCUGUUCAACAAUCUAUUUAGAUGAUAGUACUGUGUCACAGCCAAACUUAAAGAAUACGGUGAAGUGUGUCGCUCUGGCCAUCUAUUAUCACAUAAAGAAUAGAACUUCAGAACGCAGAUUAGAUAUUUUUGAUGAGAAACUACAUCCAUUAAGUAAGGAAGGUGUAAGUGAUGAUUAUGACAAGUAUAAUCCUGAGCAUAAACAAAUCUACAAGUUUGUUAGAACCCUGUUUAAUGCAGCUCAGUUGACUGCAGAAUGUGCAAUAAUCACUCUGGUAUACUUAGAGCGUCUGCUGAUAUAUGCUGAACUAGAUAUAGCUCCCUCAAACUGGAAAAGAAUAGUGUUAGGAGCCAUACUACUAGCAAGCAAAGUGUGGGAUGAUCAGGCAGUCUGGAAUGUUGAUUACUGUCAAAUAUUAAAGGAUAUUACUGUUGAAGACAUGAAUGAAUUAGAGAGACAGUUCUUAGAAAUGUUACAAUUCAAUAUCAAUGUACCGUCAAGUGUGUAUGCUAAAUAUUAUUUUGAUCUGCGCACAUUGGCUGAGGCCAAUGACCUGGCAUUCCCUAGUGAGCCGCUAAGCAAAGAAAGAGCCCAAAAGCUAGAAGCAAUGUCAAGAGUCAUGGAGGACAAAAUAACUGCAGAAAUUGUCAAAAAUGGUAUUAAGAAGUGGUCUAGUUUGGACAAUGUCAAUUCAGGUGCUGGGGUGAGACGAAGCGUAGCCAUAUUGUCAUAAUAUGUCUGAACCAAAAUUGAAAUCACAAACUGAUCACCAUUUGUGUAUUUUGUAAUAAUGUAAUUGUAUUUAGUCUUGCACCCUAUUAAGAAUGUUUAUUUUAUAAUUUGUGACAUUAUUGCUUUAAUAUCUUACAAUGAUAACAUCAACUGCCAGCUGUUGCCUUGAGAAUUGGAAAGGAUCCAGCAACUGAUAUGGUACACAGUGGAUACCAUGCAGACACCUAAUAUAGUAUAUUUAUACCAAGUCAUAACUUGUAUAAGUAACUUAUUGUUAUUUUUAAAUGCACAAUAAUUGCUUUUUUGGUAACAAUGAUUUGAGUAAAAUAUUUUGCUUAUUUGAGUAUUAUCUCAUUAAGACAUUUGGAUGUUCAGACUAAUGUUACAUUUCAGUUCCAACAUAAUGCCUUUAUUAUAAUGUUAUAUUGUUUUGCAUUUCACAUAAUUUACAUGCAGUAGAAGAAGAAAAGUCAAUUUCAUAUAUACUUAUACCCUCAUUAUAAUAAUCACAUUUUGUACAAACAAUAAAAUUAUAAUUCUUCCUACUAAUAGUAAAUAAUGAGUCUGAUAAUUUUAACUAAAAUGUAACAUUGAUGAGUAUCCUUUUAUGAUAAUGUGUAUACAAUAACUUCAUCAGGUUUAUACAAUAUACAUUUAGAUAUCAUUGUUUAAGUUCUAAUAUCUUGUGACUAAUAUGUAGCUUUGUCAACAUAUAUUCAUUGUUAUGUACAUAAUCAUAUAAUGUUAUUUAUCACAAAUUGGUCUCAGCAUUCGGGUUCGACUGGAAAACACAAUACCACAUUAUGAUACAGAAACUUGUAUAUGGUGUGGUAGCAGAAGCAAUAUGCAAUUUGCUACUUUUGAAACAUUUUUAUUAUUUUAUAAUUAGUAGACACUGAAAGACUUCUAUGUGGUCCAAUAAUUCAUUUUUGUAAUAUACUCACUAAUUUGAUAAUACACAUUGCUUUCUGUAUUCUGUACUGUAUUGGCUUCCAAUUUUAUGUUUAGUUAACUCAUAAGAGCACUAAUAUUAAGUUGCUUCCAGAACUAUGCUAUUUGGUAGUUAUUAGAAUAAUUAGAAUGUGAAAAUGCAUUUUGACUGAAAUAAUAAUGAUCUUGUGAUUGUGGUAUGAAUGUAUUAGUCAAAGAUUUUUUUUUUAUAAUUUUUACAUUGUCAUAUUGCAUUUAAAAUUCUGAGCUAGUUAUAAAUUAUGCCAAAUUGUUAUUUAUAUAUUGAAUUAUAUUUAAAUAUGAUUUACCGAUGAAUGUAAUAUUUAACAGUUAUGACAAACUCACUUUGAAUCACUAUAAGACAGUUUCAUUUGUUUUAAUUCAUAUAUUAUUAUGCAAUUGAUUUCAAUAUUUCACAACAAUAUUGUUGUGAAUUGUGAUUCAAUUAUACAAUCCGUAUUCUAUGUAUCUUUUAUGUAAUUAAGUGAAAAUAAACAUUUUAUAUGAGACUUUUAAA
This is a messenger RNA of Manduca sexta (tobacco hornworm), 2805 nucleotides long. RefSeq names its product cyclin-Y-like protein 1 (gene CycY). The record is from RefSeq and is a predicted model, not a curated record. Gene Ontology annotation, cellular component: plasma membrane. Gene Ontology annotation, molecular function: cyclin-dependent protein serine/threonine kinase activator activity; protein kinase binding. Lineage: Eukaryota; Metazoa; Arthropoda; Insecta; Lepidoptera; Sphingidae. The transcript is spliced from 2 exons. Gene Ontology annotation, biological process: regulation of cyclin-dependent protein serine/threonine kinase activity; regulation of canonical Wnt signaling pathway. Bases 328 to 1338 code for a protein of 336 amino acids.